GUGAACGGCACAAGCAGAGAGCGAGAACGAGAGACACAGAGGGAUAGACCAAGAAAGAGAAGAAGGAGGGAAAGAAAGGUCUUGUUCUGUCAGCCAUGGGUCCUUGGACACGAACCACCGCUGAGAAAUAUGGCGUCGCCAAGUGGAACUUCACUGCCAAGCAUGAGAAGCAGCUGUCCCUGGAGGUGGGGGACACCGUCCACAUCCAAAUGGCCUGCGAAGGUUGGUACAAGGGGUACUUGGCAAAGAACAAGGACAUGCAGGGUGCAUUUCCUGCCAGCAUUAUUCAGCUAAAGGAAGUUGUCGUUGAGAAACGAGGGCAUGAGGAGGUGGUGUUGUCAGCGGACAUGCCCCUGGUGAAGGAGGUCACCACCACCCUGAGGGAGUGGGGCAGUAUCUGGAAACAGCUGUUUGUGGCAAACAAGAAGGAGCGUGUCACCCAGGUCCAGCGCCUCAUGUGGGACUUGAUGGAAUGGCGCUCGCAGCUCCUGUCAGGCACGUUGCCUAGCGACGAGUUCAAGGAACUGAAGCAGAAAGUCACUUCCAAAAUCGACUAUGGCAACCGCAUCCUUGAGUUGGAUCUGGUCGUGCGGGAUGGUGAUGGCAACAUCUUGGACCCAGACAAGGCCAGUGUCAUCAGCCUCUUCAGAGCCCACGAGAACGCCAGCAGCAAGAUCACAGAGAGACUCAAGGAGGAGCAGUCCAACACCCAAACAGAUCAUUCCGGCAUCUCGGCCCGUAUCCAGUCGUCGCCCACUCACAGCCUCUUCGUGUUUGUCCGGAACUUCGUGUGUCGCAUCGGUGAAGACUCGGAGCUCUUCAUGUCACUCUACGACCCCCACAAGCAAUGCAUCAUCAGUGAGAACUACUUGGUGCGCUGGGGCAGUGCUGGCUUCCCCGCCGACAUUGAGAUGCUGAACAACCUGAAGGUCGUCUUUACUGACCUGGGUAAUAAGGACCUGAACAGGGAGAAGAUCUACCUGAUCUGCCAGAUCGUGCGUGUGGGGAAGAUGGACCUGAAAGAGACCAACACCAAGAAGUGCACACAGCACCUGAGAAGACCCUGUGGAGUGGCAGUGAUGGACAUCAGUGAUAUAAUUAAGGGCAAAUACGAGUCGGAGGAAGAGAAGCAGUACUUCAUCCCUUUCCACCCGGUGGUGGCAGAAAAUGACUUCCUCCACACCUUGCUGAACAAAGUCACUGCUGCGAGGGGCGACAGCGGGGGACAAGGUCUGUGGGUGACGAUGAAGGUGCUGGUGGGUGACAUCGUGCAGAUCCGUAAGGACUACCCCCACCUGGUGGACCGCAACACGGUGGUGGCCCGCAAGCUGGGCUUCCCAGAGAUCAUCAUGCCGGGGGACGUGAGGAACGACAUCUACCUGACGCUGGUGGCCGGCGACUUCGACAAGUACAACAAGACCACGCAGAAGAACGUGGAGGUCAUCAUGUGGGUGUGUGACGAGGAGGGCAAGGUGGUGCCGAAUUCCAUCUGCCUGGGGGCGGGAGACAAGCCGGCGAACGAGUACAAAUCGGUCAUCUACUAUCAGGUCAAGCAGCCCCGCUGGAUGGAGACGUUCAAGGUGUCCAUUCCCCUUGAAGAGAUGCAGCGGAUCCACCUGCGCUUCAUGUUCCGUCAUCGCUCCUCCCAAGAGUCUAAGGACAAGAGUGAGAAGAACUUUGCCAUGGCAUUUGUUCGGCUGAUGAAAGAGGACGGCACUGUGCUGCAAGACGGACUCCAUGACCUAGUGGUAUUUAAGGGUGACAGUAAGAGAAUGGAGGAUGUGAGCUCCUACCUGUCGCUGCCCUCCUCGCGCAGUCUUGGCGACGUCCACAAGGGGGCCACCCUGAUGCGCAGCUCCAGCAGUGUGGGGGGAGCCCUGUCUGUCAGCUCACGGGACAGCUUCACCAUCUCUACGCUGGUCUGCUCUACCAAGCUCACGCAGAACGUGGGUCUGUUGGGACUACUGAAGUGGAGAACUCGUCCUGAACUCCUCAAGGAGAAUCUGGAGAAACUCAAGAUAAUCGAUGGGGAGGAGAUUGUCAAGUUUCUGCAGGACACUCUGGAUGCCCUGUUCAACAUCAUGAUGGAGCACUCCCAGACAGACGACUAUGACAUCCUGGUCUUUGACGCCCUGAUCUAUAUCAUCGCCCUGAUUGCGGACCGCAAGUUCCAGCACUUCAACACCGUGCUGGAGGCUUAUAUCAAACAACACUUCAGCGCCACACUUGCCUACAAGAAGCUGAUGUCUGUGCUGAAGAAGUACAUCGAGGUGACGAGUCGCGGGGAGGAGUGUGAGGCCAUCAUCAGGACCCUCAAGGCUCUGGAGUACAUCUUCAAAUUCAUCGUACGCUCACGCAUGCUCUACUCCCAGCUCUAUGAGGGGAAGGAGCAGGCUGAGUUUGAGAAAUCGCUGCGAGGGCUUUUCGAGACCUUCAAUCACCUGAUGAGGAGCGAGUACAAGACCACGGCCCUGCAACAGGUGGCUGCCCUGAAGUACCUUCCAUCGGUUUUGCAUGAUGUGGAAACCGUCUUCGAUGCCAAGCUGCUCAGUCGUCUGCUGUAUGACUUCUACACCUGCAUCCCUAAAGGCCACCACCAGAAGCAGAAGGUGACGUCCAUGACGGAGAUCGUCAGCAGCAAACUCUUCCAGAGACAAGCGUGCCGUGACGUCCUGCUACCCAUGAUGCUUCAGGAGCUGAGUGACGCCCUGGAGCAGGUGGGCUUGGCUCCGUCUGAGGAGCACAGGGAGAGCGUGCAGCUCCUCAACAACAUCCUGGAGGUGCUGAGCCGCAGUGACGUGGGGAACACCUUCCAGCAUGUGCAGUCCAUAGUGGGCAGCCUCAUCAGGAAGAUCAACAGGGCUGUCAUCACCAUGGGACGCGAACACGCACUCAUCACUCGAGUGGUGGCAUGCAUGACAGCCAUUCUCAGCCAGAUGGAUGACCGUCACUAUUCGCAUUACAUCGAGACCUUCGCAGGAUCUGCGGAAUUGAUGGACUUCCUGAUGGAGGCCUUCUUGCUGUUUAAGGAUCUGAUUGGGAAGCAUGUGUACAACUGUGACUGGGUGGCAAUGAUCAUGGUGCAGAACAGGGUUUUCUUGCGAGCCAUCAACACCUUUGCUGACACCAUGAACCGAAAAUUCCUGGACAACAACAACUUUGAAGUGCAGCUGUGGAACAACUACUUCCACUUGGCCGUGGCCUUCAUUACGCAGGAGUCGCUGCAGCUUCAGCACUUCUCGCCCACAAAGAGAAACAAGAUCCUUGCAAAGUACGGGGACAUGAGAAGACUAAUAGGAUUCGCUAUCAGGGACAUGUGGUACAAACUUGAGCAGAAUAAGAUCCGCUUCAUCCCUGGCAUGGUGGGGCCCAUCCUGGAGAUGACUCUGAUUCCAGAGGAGGAGCUGCGCAGGGCCACCAUCCCCAUCUUCUUCGACAUGAUGCAGUGCGAAUACAGCCACUCCAAAAACUUUAAAAAGUUUGAGAAUGAGAUCAUCCUGAAGCUGGACCACGAGGUGGAGGGUGGAGGUGGAGACGACAGAUACAUGGAGCUCCUGGAGGCCAUAUUGUUGGACCUGGGUGAGCGGAACCCUCACCUGUUGACGGAGAUGAAGCACUUCGUUGGCCUGGUGACCGGCCUUCUAGAACGUCUCCUUGACUACCGCGCCGUCAGGAGCGACGACAGCCGCAACAACAAGAUGAGCUGCACCGUCAACCUGCUGAACUUCUACAAGGAUAUCAACCGAGAGGCGAUGUACAUCAGGUACCUGUACAAGUUGAGGGACCUGCAUGUGGACAUUGAGAACUACACAGAGGCGGCCUACACUCUGCUGCUGCACUCCAAGCUUCUCAAGUGGUCGGAUGACCAGUUGCCUCCUCAGCUGGAGUCCCAGGCGGUGGCCUUCUGCCAGUCCCAGCGUCACCUGAAGGAGCGGCUCUACGACACCAUCAUCGGCUACUUCGACAAGGGCAAGAUGUGGGAGGAGGCCAUCAUGCUGUGUAAGGAGUUGGCUGAGCAGUACGAGAUGGAGGUCUUCGACUACGAGCUCCUCAGCCAGACACUGAAGCAGCAGGCUGGCUUUUAUGAAAACAUCAUGAAGAUCCUGAGGCCCAAGCCAGACUACUUUGCUGUGGGCUACUAUGGAAUGGGCUACCCUCUCUUCCUCCGGAACAAGGUGUUUAUCCACCGUGGUAAGGAGUACGAGCGUCGUGAGGAUUUCCAGAACCAUCUGUUGAGUCAGUUCCCCAGCGCCAUCCGUCUCAACACCACACAGAUGCCUGACGACACCAUCAAGAGCUCCGCCAACCAGUAUAUCCAGUGUUUCACUGUGCAGCCAGUCUUGGAGAUCCCACCCCGCCUGAAGAACAAGCCUGUCCCCGACCAGAUUAUCAAUUUCUACAAGUCCAACUACGUGCAGCGUUUCCAUUACUCCAGACCUGUGAUGAAAGGAACAGUGGAUAAAAACAAUGAGUUCGCCUCUAUGUGGAUUGAGCGCACCACAUUCUGCACAGCCUACAAGCUACCUGGGAUCCUCCGCUGGUUCGAGGUCACCCAGAUGACUCACGCUACCAUCAGCCCCCUGGAGAACGCCAUCGAGACCAUGGGCAACACCAACGAGAAGAUCCUGACCAUGAUCAACCAGUACCAGGGCGACGAGACCCUUCCCAUCAACCCCCUCUCCAUGUGUCUCAACGGCAUCGUGGACCCCGCCGUCAUGGGGGGCUUCGCCAAGUACGAGACGGCCUUCUUCACAGAGGAGUACAUCCAGGGCCACCCGCAGGACAAGGAUAACCUGUCCCGCCUCAAAGACCUCAUCGCCUGGCAGGUGCCAUUGCUGGGUCGGGGCAUCAUGCUGCAUGGCAAGAGGGUGACUGAGGACCUGAGGCCCUUCCACGACCGCAUGGAGGAGUGCUUUAAACAACUCAGGAAGAAGGUGGAGGCAGAGUACGGAGCACGAGAACUGCCGGACAUGGAUGAGAGGAAGUCCACUCGUCCCCGCUCGGUGCUGCGCUCCUACCGCCAGUCCAUCAUCUCCAUCUCCUCCCUGGCCGGAUCCGAGUGCAGCACCCCCACCAAAGGGCAGCCCGACAGCUCUCUCUCAGUGGAGAUGCCGCCUCCGCCAACCCCUACCCUGCCCCCCCUGCCCCGCUCCAGCGGCAGCAUCAGCGUGAUCGACGAGGGGGGCCACGAGGUGGAGGUGCGCCUGCGCAAGUCCAAGAAGAAGAAGAAGAGGAGCAGCAUGAUCUUCAUCUCCGAGGAGAAGGAGAAGGCCAGCGACAAACGGCUGUCAAAGAAGCAAGAGUUCCGCAGUGACACCAACCUGUGUGAGCCAAACCAGGGGGUGGGUCUCUCCGCGGCCAACUCCAGGUCAAUGCCCACCAUCACAGGCCUGUCUCUGUCCGUGGCCACUGGGGGAGAUGACGGGGACUCUGCCCGCUCCAAAAGGGACGGCAAGAGCAUGUCCAUCUGUCUGACCGAGCAGAACAGAACCACGGACAGGCGCUCCAAAGGCGUCAUCAACCUCCUGUUCAAAAGCAAGAGCUCCAAGUCAGAUGAAGCAAGGAAAUCCUCCAGCGACUUGACAACUGAAAAAGACUCCAACCACUUCUAAGCCACCGCUUACGUCUUGACACUUUGUCAUAUUCAAGCACCAAGCUUUUUCCUAUAUUUCCUUUGAUUUUUUUUGCGUGGCUUCAGCUAAGCAACUGCUUGUUCAGUUUAAUGGAGUACACGUUCAGAGAAUUGAUCAUAUUCUGCAUUCAAAUACAAAGCCUUAUUAAUCCCAGAAGACAAGUGUUGUUAUGAAAGUGUGACAGGAAAUAUGUCUUGUCUCGUCUUGAUUGGUAUGUGGAGAGGUGAUCCGUCUCCAUCUGCGUAAUUUUUUGUCAGCUAUAUUUUGUCACAGAGCUUUUUACAUUCUUUACAAAAAAAUAAAUGUUGUAAUUGAACAACAA
This is a messenger RNA of Engraulis encrasicolus (European anchovy), 5955 nucleotides long. RefSeq names its product dedicator of cytokinesis protein 2 (gene dock2). Gene Ontology annotation, cellular component: plasma membrane; cytoplasm. The transcript is spliced from 51 exons. NCBI's taxonomy places the organism in Eukaryota, Metazoa, Chordata, Actinopteri, Clupeiformes, Engraulidae. The coding region runs from base 96 to 5612 and encodes 1838 amino acids. Gene Ontology annotation, molecular function: small GTPase binding; guanyl-nucleotide exchange factor activity. The record is from RefSeq and is a predicted model, not a curated record. Gene Ontology annotation, biological process: small GTPase-mediated signal transduction; myoblast fusion; cell migration.